Diabrotica virgifera virgifera (western corn rootworm) is the source of this 1011-nucleotide messenger RNA. RefSeq lists its product as uncharacterized. Lineage: Eukaryota; Metazoa; Arthropoda; Insecta; Coleoptera; Chrysomelidae. The transcript has 7 exons. The record is from RefSeq and is a predicted model, not a curated record. Bases 201 to 914 code for a protein of 237 amino acids.
ACCAAUCUAGUCUACAAUCGCACAUCCUUUAAAAACCACUUGGUCUUUCUGUGCACAUAUUGUUCGUUACUAAUUUACGUAAAAUGAUAGAUUGACUAUCUAUAGAUACACAUUUUUAUUAGUAGAUAGAUACGCUUUAGCCAGUUGGGUUUAUUGUUUCUUUUGAUAUUGAACGUAUUGUGUUGUGGUACAAUUAAAAAAUGAAGUCUUACAUAAUAAUUCUCCUGAUUUGCUUGACGAAUGCGCUAUUAGUUACAUCGUCUAUAAAUAUAUGUUACCGAUAUAAGGAUAAGGCAUUGAAAGAUAAUGAUGGUAUAUUCUUUUUAGAUGACACGACAUAUUUCUUUCAAGUACCCAAAUAUGAUGCAAAUAUUUCUCAUCCAGCAAUUAGGCUAGAUGCUCAUUUUAAAAAUCUAUCAAUUUGGAUUGGCCAUUCCCACAAUGCUGUAUUUGAAAUUCCACAAAUUCUAAACGUGACGUUCCCAAAUAUCACGGUCAUAGGAGAAUAUAAUAUGUCGGGUAAUAUUGGAGAGCUGUUUGAUAUAUUUGGAGACGGAGAUUUCGCAUUAAGCUUGCUGAAUUUCUCAGUUGCAUUUAGCAUUAUCGAGGUUGACGUAAAUACAACUUCAUUCUGUACGAGGGUGUCACUAGACGUGGAUGUCCAAUCCGUUCCGGUCGAAUUUCAUGGUUUAAUGGGUGACCAAGAAUUAGAGGACUUGUUUAAUAAAGCAUUUGUUGCAAUGUUUCCAGAAGUUAUAAAAGAUAUGUGGAGAAGAGCACAAAAUGAAAAUGAACCUGGGAUUGAGAAGUUUAUAAAUGAUAUAAUUAAUGCUUUCGGACCAUUUGUACAUGGUAUAUUGGACGAUUUACAAAAACUGGCCAAGGAAACAACUCCAAAGGUGAACCAAAUUUAAUAGAAGAAAAAAUUAUGUUUGUAAGGGGAUUUGGAAAUGGUUAAAUGCAUGUAUUGUAAAUGUAUAUUUCUUUUAAGAUUAAAAUUUUUACUAUUUA